Lynx canadensis (Canada lynx) is the source of this 4829-nucleotide messenger RNA. RefSeq names its product protocadherin beta 7 (gene PCDHB7). Lineage: Eukaryota; Metazoa; Chordata; Mammalia; Carnivora; Felidae. Gene Ontology annotation, biological process: homophilic cell-cell adhesion. Gene Ontology annotation, molecular function: calcium ion binding. The coding region runs from base 206 to 2593 and encodes 795 amino acids. Gene Ontology annotation, cellular component: plasma membrane. The transcript has a single exon. The record is from RefSeq and is a predicted model, not a curated record.
AAGGAUGUUACAGACUCCAGUUUUCAGAGGAAAGCUGGCCAGACAAGAAAAGUAGAAGAAAGGAAACCGUGGUGUUGGAGUUGGGGAAAAGUAGGACCCCUCCCCACAAACAUACCAACUCAUUUCUAAGGAUUCGGUUUCUGCCAUUUCUGAGAACUGCUUGAGGCCGAGUGAACGUGGUUUUGAAAGAUUGUUUAAACGAAGAAUGGAGGCCAGAGUGAUGCCUGAAGUGCAGAAAAGGCAAGUGUUUUUUCUUUGUGUAUUUCUGGGAAUGCCUUGGGCUAGCACAGAACCGCUUCGGUAUUUUGUGGCGGAGGAAACGGAGAGAGAGACCUUUCUGGCCAACCUAGCAAAUGAUCUGGGGUUGGGGGUGGGGGAACUGUCAGCUCGGGGAUCUAGAGUCAUUUCAGAUGAGAACAUACGAUUUUUACUAUUCAAGCCGCUUACUGGUGAUUUACUUCUAAAUGAGAAAUUAGACCGAGAGGAACUGUGUGGGCCCAGAGAGCCGUGUGUGCUACCUUUCCAGUUGUUACUUGAAAAGCCUUUUCAGAUUUUCCGUGCUGAACUAUGGGUCAGAGACAUCAACGAUCAUUCUCCAGUAUUUCUAGAUAGAGAGACUACCUUGAAAAUAUUAGAAAGUACCACUCCAGGGGCAACAUUUCUCCUAGAAAGUGCACAGGAUUCAGAUGUUGGAAUCAACAACCUGAGAAACUACACCAUCAGCUCCAAUGCCUAUUUCCAUAUUAAUGUCCGUGAUAGUGGGGAGGGAAAUGUUUAUCCUGAAUUGGUCCUGGAUGCAGUGCUGGAUCGUGAAAAGGUUUCUGAGCUCAAUUUAACCCUCACAGCCUUGGAUGGCGGGUCUCCGCCCAGAUCCGGGACUGCCCUCAUACGCAUCCUGGUUUUGGACAUAAAUGAUAACAUCCCUGAAUUUGCACAGUCCCUCUACAAGGUGCAGGUGACUGAAGACAGCCCUGUUGGCUCCCUGGUUGUCGCUGUGUCAGCUAGAGAUUUAGAUACCGGAACUAAUGGAGAAAUAGUCUAUGCAUUUUUUUAUGCCACUGAAGUAAUUCUCAAAACAUUUCGAAUCAAUUCAACAUCUGGCAAGCUUUAUCUUAAAGCCGAAUUGAACUACGAGGCAAUACAAACUUAUACAUUAACUAUUCAGGCCAAAGAUGGCGGAGGGCUUUCUGGAAAAUGUACAGUGGUGGUCCAUGUAACAGAUAUAAAUGAUAAUCCACCGGAACUGCUUAUGUCAUCACUUACUAGCCCAAUUGCAGAAAACUCACCUGAGACAGUAGUAGCUGUUUUUAGGAUUAGAGACAGAGAUUCAGGGAACAAUGCAAAGAUGGUGUGCUCCAUCCAAGACCAUCUCCCCUUCGUCCUGAAGCCUUCAGUACAGAAUUUCUACACCCUGGUAACAGAGAGACCCCUGGACAGAGAGAGCCAGGCCGAGUACAACAUCACCAUCACCGUCACCGACUUGGGGACCCCCAGGCUGAAAACGCAGCACAACAUAACCGUGACGGUCUCCGACGUCAACGACAACGCCCCCGCCUUCAGCCAAACCACCUACACCCUGCGCGUCCGCGAGAACAACAGCCCCGCCCUGCACAUCGGCAGCGUGAGCGCCACGGACAGGGACUCGGGCGCCAACGCCCAGGUCACCUACUCGCUGCUGCCGCCCGCGGACCCGCAGCUGCCCCUGGCCUCCCUGGUGUCCAUCAACGCGGACAACGGGCAGCUGUUCGCGCUCAGAUCCCUGGAUUACGAGGCGCUGCGGGCGUUCGAGUUCGGCGUGCGCGCGGCCGACCGCGGCUCGCCCGCGCUCAGCAGCCAGGCGCGGGUGCGCGUGCUGGUGCUGGACGACAACGACAACGCGCCCUUCGUGCUGUACCCGCCGCAGAACGGCUCUGCGCCCUGCACCGAGCUGGUGCCCAGGGCGGCCGAGGCGGGCUACCUGGUGACCAAGGUGGUGGCGGUGGACGGCGACUCGGGCCAGAACGCCUGGCUGUCGUACCAGCUGCUCAAGGCCACGGAGCCCGGGCUGUUCGGCGUGUGGGCGCACAACGGCGAGGUGCGCACGGCCCGGCUGCUGAGCGAGCGCGACGCCGUCAAGCACAGGCUGGUGGUGCUGGUCAGGGACAAUGGCGAGCCGCCGCGCUCGGCCAGCGUCACGCUGCACGUGCUGCUGGUGGACGGCUUCUCGCAGCCCUACCUGCCGCUCCCGGAGGUGGCGGCGGCCGAGGCGCGGGCCGACCCGCUCACCGUCUACUUGGUCGUCGCCUUGGCGUCCGUGUCGUCGCUCUUCCUGUUCUCGGUGCUGGUGUUUGUGGCGGUGCGGCUGUGCAGGCGGAGCCGGGCGGCGUCUGCGGGUCGCUGCUCGGGGCCCGAGGGCCACUUUCCGGGCCACCUGGUGGACGUCAGCGGCGCGGGGACGCUGUCCCAGAGCUACCAGUAUGAGGUGUGUCUUCGGGGAGGCUCGGGGACCAGUGAGUUCAAGUUCCUCAAGCCCAUUAUCCCUAAUCUGCAGUUUCAAAGUACAAGAAAGGAAGUGGAAGAAUAUCCCUCAUUUCAGAAUGAUUUGGGUUUCUGAUAAGGGAUGGAACAUGAAUGUCCAUAUUGUGUCUGUAAAUAUUUUUCUAUUAUGAAAUUCGUCCUGAGUUACCUGUAGAGGAGUGCUUUAAUAUUAUUUAAAGUCAGGGUAAAUUUCUUUACAGAGAAACGGAUCCAGCUUUAGCCCUAGGAAACUUCCACAAAGCAUGCAAUGUAUAUGUGUUAUAUUCUAUCUCAAACAAUUGUGCAUUUUUUUGCAGCCUAUUACGUGAUUAAUCUUGUUUAUGAUGUUUUAAGUUGGUUUUGUCUUUAAAAUUUUGCUACUCUUAUUUUCUGAGUUGGAGUGUUGUAGUAUACCUACUCUUAGUUUUAGAAGUAAAGAUAGUAUCUUUUAAAGCUUUUUAAAAAACGCUUACUAUGCAUCAUACACAAUUUUAACACUUUUAAUAUUAGAAGUAAAUCUGUAAGGUGUUUUAGAAAUGAGCAAAUAGAUAUUCAUAGAGGCCCAGCGAGUUCACUAGGGUCAGCAACUAAUAAAUGGUAGAGCUGAGCAUCUCUCCUAGAUCUGUCUGACUCUGGGAUCUUGCUAUGAUGCUAUACUGCUUUCUGUCAUUAGAUAUCACCUGGCAAGUUUCUCCUAAUUAAGGAGAAGAAUCUUCUCAGGUUAGUAUACCUGUUGAGUGUUUUCUACGUUUGGAGAUAAUAAUGUGUGUAGUGGUCUGUGGUUAUAUGUUCUCACAUACCAAUAAGCCAGCUUUUCUGGAUCAAUUAUUCAACUAUUAUUAUUAGAGCUGUGAUCUGACCAAAACUUAAGUUAAAAAAUAUUGAAGGAUCCAUUUGUGUUUUCUCCUUGUUAUCUGAACAUAUGACCUUCAUAUCACAGAAAACUUAAUGACCCUGAAUAGAAAUAAUACAUCAGUUUGAUUGCUUCAUUAGUUUAUUUUUCCUCACAUUGCAAUAACUUUUCUACAGUGGUCCCUACCUACUUUUAAAACACAUUUUCCUUCCUUAAUUUUAAAGUUAAUUUUUAAAACUUCCUAUUCAAUAUAUUGCAGUGAUGAAUCAGGGAAAUAUAAGAAAAAGAAUAGUUUUAAAUAUGUCAUAUUAAAGAAACAAAUUGUCAUAAAAUUGCUUAGAGAUUUUGGAAAGUUAAUGAGAAGUUUUGCUUGCUAUAAUAAUCUGCCAUUGCUUUUUCUUUAACAACUAUUCAGAUAAUUUAUACAUAGCUGUAUUCUGAAUGUAUUAUAUGCUAAGUGCUGGUAACUCUUAAAAUAGUACCGCUACUAUGAAUUACUAAUGGGAUAUAGUCUAAGGGCAAAAGAAAAACCCCUCAUGGCAGUAAAAUCCUAAAUUGUUUUCAUGGUGUCAGGGUAAAAUUAUCCUUUUUCCAACAAAUCAAUGAAAUGGAAAAAGGGAGGAGGGAAUUCUACACAAUGAAAGAAAUUAAGACACAUACCAAGCAAAUAUAAUGCUUGGUGGGUCUUGAUUCAAACAACCAUAACAACUGAAAGAAUUAGAGAAAAUUGAAUCUAAGUGGAUAUUAAAUAAUGCUAACCUAACUUCUUAGGUGUGGGGAUGGCAUUAUAGUUGUUUUAUUUUUUUAAGUAUUAAAAGUUGGAGAUCUAUAAUGAAGUAUUUAUGGGUGAAAACUUAGUUUGGGAUUGGAAAAUGAUGGGCAGAUAGAGUGAGCAAUAAUGGCAAAAUAUUGAGAACUGUUGAAGCUAGUGAUGAGUACCUGGAGAUUCAUCAUACAGUUCUUCCUUAUGGGGUUUGAAAUUUUUCAUAAUAAAAAGUUUUUACAAUUGACACUGUAAGAAGGGAAGUUAAUGAAAUUAGGACAUCCAUCUGAGAUGUGGAAUCACCACUGCAGUUACAGAUUAUAUCUCUCUUAGAUAAACUCUCCAGCCUUUCCUUGUUUCAUCAUUUGAGAUGAUAAUUUCUGAGUAAUCCUGCUCAUACAUUCUUCUACCACAUGAAUCUUGGGUGUUUUCAAGUCACGGCAAUGGACUCAUGUAAACUCUGCUACCUGAUGGCAUCAAAUUACAUGCUUAGUGUGUGUGUGUGUGUGUGUGUGUGUGUGUGUGUGUAAAGUUAAUCUCUCUCUGUCUCAGUAUCUUCAUCUGUAAAGUGAGGAAACUCAAGGCGGCCCUAUGAGGUAUACACUAUUACUGUCUCCAUCCUACAAGUGAGAAAACUGGGAGAGGUUAAAUAAUUUGUCCAAGUUUCAUAGCUAGCAGUUUCCAUAGUUCUUGGCAAUAAAAAUAUAUAACUCUGAA